Molecule: messenger RNA, 1188 nt
Organism: Lynx canadensis (Canada lynx)
Lineage: Eukaryota; Metazoa; Chordata; Mammalia; Carnivora; Felidae
Product: olfactory receptor 6K3-like
Exons: 3
Coding region: 1-1188 (395 amino acids)
Biological process (GO): G protein-coupled receptor signaling pathway
Cellular component (GO): membrane
Molecular function (GO): olfactory receptor activity; G protein-coupled receptor activity
Source: RefSeq, a predicted model, not a curated record
AUGGAGAGUGAAAAUCUAUCAGCCGUGACUGAAUUCAUCUUCACUGGCUUCCCGCAACUCCAAGAUGGCGGCCUCCUGUACUUCUUCCCCCUACUUUUCGUCUACACCUUUAUUGUCGUUGGGAACCUGAUGGUCUUCUUUGCUGUCCGGCUGGACACCCGUCUCCACAACCCCAUGUACAAUUUCAUCAGUAUCUUCUCAUUUCUGGAGAUCUGGUACACCACGGCCACCAUCCCCACGAUGCUCUCCAAUCUGAUCAGCAGCCAAAAGACCAUCUCCUUGACUGGCUGCCUCUUGCAAAUGUACUUCUUCCAUUCACUCGGAAACACUGAAGGAGCCUUGCUGACCAUCAUGGCCAUCGACAGGUACGUUGCCAUCUGCAACCCUCUUCACUACCUGACCAUCAUGACCCCCCGACUAUGCGCUCAGCUUUCCGCAGGCUCUUGUGUCUUUGGUUUCCUCAUCCUUCUACCUGAGGUUGUAUGGAUUUCUACCCUACCUUUCUGUGGCCCCAACCAAAUCCAUCAGAUCUUCUGUGAUUUCGGUCCAUUAUUAAAUUUAGCCUGUACGGGUGCCUCUGUGAUCCUAGUGCAAGACGUGAUUCAUGCUUCAGCCAUUCUGAUAACGAGUCUGAUUAUUUCCCUUUCGUACAUCAGAAUUGUGGUUGUUAUCCUGGGCAUCCCUUCAGCAGAGGGUCGUAAAAAGGCCUUCUCCACCUGCGUCGCCCACAUUGCCGUCUUCCUGAUGUUUUUUGGCAGUGUGGCCCUCAUGUAUCUCAGAUUCUCUGCCACGUAUACGCCGUUCUGGGACACAGCCAUUGCUGUAACAUUCUCUGUCCUUUCUCCCCUUUUCAAUCCCAUGAUAUACAGCCUGAGAAAUAAUGAUAUGAAAGAUGCUAUUAAGAAGCUCCUUUGCCCUCAAAAGGUGUUUCGUGUAUUACCUUUCUUUGGUAUCGAAUCUCUUUACAAAGCUCCCAGUGACCUGAUGGAGCCCAUGGAGCCCACGCCCCAUGACACUAAGGUCACGGGUCCAAGUUCUUUCUGGAAGCUACUGGACAUUAAGCAGAAGGGUUCCAAGUAUGGAGAUGUUGGCAACAAUUUGCCAGGAUUUCUGGGAGAGCUAUUGCUGGUGGAGUCCCAGCCGCACAACUUUUUUGCCGUGAGUGUGGAAACGAUGCCUGGCACUUAG